Aspergillus welwitschiae is the source of this 904-nucleotide messenger RNA. RefSeq lists its product as uncharacterized. The transcript has a single exon. NCBI's taxonomy places the organism in Eukaryota, Fungi, Ascomycota, Eurotiomycetes, Eurotiales, Aspergillaceae. The record is from RefSeq and is a predicted model, not a curated record. Bases 364 to 585 code for a protein of 73 amino acids.
AAAGUCAGAUUUGAAAUGAAAGUAGAUAGGUGAAGGUACCAUUACAAGUGAAUAGAAGUUGAAGCUGGCAGAGGAAGAGGCCAUAGAGAGGGAUUCUAGUAGUAGUUAGCCUGAGGCAGCUAGGCCAGCACAUGCAUGCACAUGGCAUAUGUCUAUCAGGGCCUGAGGAUCUGUCAUAUCGACGGCUCUCUGCUGUGGCAGGACAACUCCUGUCGUAAUACCUGACUGAUGUACCGCAAAGACAGAUACAUAGUCCAUUAUCUAUCCGGCUACUACCCACCAGGCUGCACAGCUUAUUAGACUUGACUUAUAGUUGGACCCCAGUCCGGAAGUAAGUCCGGGCAUCUGAAUGAUUGGACCGCCAUGCGGGCGUUUGCUCAGCUGAACAGCGACCGAGAUCCACCUGGAUGUCUUGCGCUGGACGUUGAAAAGAAAGACAGAGUGCAUGCGAUGACGACAUUUUGGUCAUCCUGUGCGCUCGGAGCGCUUUCUGAAGCCAAUCUUCGUAUCGCCUUUUGGGCCUCACCUCCCCUGAUCGUCUCUACAAUCCUGGUUGCCCGGUCUGGUUUGCAACACCAAGCUUAGACUUACCCCACCUCACAAAGUCCGCUGCAGCAUUAACCUGGCGGCUUGCAAGCCAGUUGUCGUUAAUUCAGGAUGAUAUAUCAGAUGAUGACCGACUGGCGCGCCCGAUGAUCCCUUCGAGGAUCGCCUCGUGAAAUUGACCCCACCAAAAUAACAAAGCAACAAACGGUCAAGCAAUGGGUGAAACACGGCAAGAAGCCGACCAAAGAAAGCCACAAAAUGCAGCCAAAAAAGGGGACGGAAUGGAUGAAGAAGCAGCAAGAGUAUUCUUCUCUAACGGAGAAUUCGAGUUUGGGUAUUUGACUUACCACGUCGUGCG